Molecule: messenger RNA, 462 nt
Organism: Diaporthe amygdali
Lineage: Eukaryota; Fungi; Ascomycota; Sordariomycetes; Diaporthales; Diaporthaceae
Exons: 1
Coding region: 1-462 (153 amino acids)
Source: RefSeq, a predicted model, not a curated record
AUGUUCUCUCCAGGCGGACCGCAGCCUAUGACACAGCCAAACAUAUGGGGCAAUCCUCCUGUCCCCGGACAACCAUUCUUCGGUAGCGCUGGGCCACAGCGCUACUUCGAGAAUAGGGGCGGGCCACAUGCUGUGCCUCAGCCCGGAGCUAUGCCGAUGCCAUAUCCUGCGCACACCAACGCUGUCGGUGGAUGGCCCCACGUGCCGAUGCCAUAUCCGGCGCACAUCCCCAUCAAUCCACAAAUGUACCAUGGGCAUCCCGUAAAUGGACCUCAUACACACGGUGGCUUCGCGGGAGGAUGGUCCCCCCAGGUACUGACUGGACCUUGGGCUGGGCCGCGGGUACCAGUGCCCCCUGCCCCACAGAACGGACAGGCCCCCUUUGAAGCUUUCCCUUCCACACCCUACUUCGUUCCGGAGAAUCCUUUCAACCUCGAUCCUAGAUACCAUGGUCAUAUUUGA